This is a messenger RNA of Jatropha curcas, 1011 nucleotides long. It is a transcript of the gene AHP2, whose product is annotated as Tat-binding protein 1(Tbp-1)-interacting protein (TBPIP). Gene Ontology annotation, molecular function: recombinase activator activity; double-stranded DNA binding. The record is from RefSeq and is a predicted model, not a curated record. Lineage: Eukaryota; Viridiplantae; Streptophyta; Magnoliopsida; Malpighiales; Euphorbiaceae. Gene Ontology annotation, cellular component: DNA recombinase auxiliary factor complex; condensed nuclear chromosome. Gene Ontology annotation, biological process: homologous chromosome pairing at meiosis; meiotic joint molecule formation; meiotic strand invasion involved in reciprocal meiotic recombination.
AUAAAGCAAGUUUAGUUCUCAUUGAUUGAAAAACAUCACUUUUUCGUGCGGGAAUAAUCAGAGAAUUUUCGCGCGCAUUUUCUCUCGUUUUACGACCGGCGAAUGGCUCCGAAAUCUGAUAGCGCCGAAGCGAUAGUGCUCAACUUCGUGAACGAGCAAAACAGGCCACUAAAUUCUCAAAAUGUGGCUGACUCGUUGCAAAAGUUCAAUCUCAAAAAGGCAGCGGUACAGAAAGCAUUAGACAAUCUCGCAGAUAGUGGGAAGAUUUCAUUUAAGGAGUAUGGCAAGCAAAAGAUAUACCUUGCUCGACAAGAUCAGUUCGACAUCCCAAACAGUGAAGAGCUUAAUCGCAUGAAAGAAGAAAAUGCCAAACUUCAGCAACAGCUGGAAGAUCAGAAGAAAGCAAUUAGCGAGGUUGAGGGAGAAAUUAGGGCUUUGCAAUCAAAUUUGACCUUGGAACAAAUACAUGACAAAGAAGCCAAAUUAAGAAAGGAGGUAAAGGAAAUGGAGGACAAAUUGGUUAAACUGCGUGGGGAAGUUACCUUGGUGAGACCAGAAGAGGGAAAGGCAGUUGAGAAAAUGUACUCAGAGCAAAUAAGUCAGUGGAGAAGGCGUAAAAGGAUGUUCAAGGAUUUGUGGGAUGCUAUUACUGAAAACUCACCGAAGGAUCUAAAGGAAUUUAAGGAGGAACUUGGAAUUGAAUAUGAUGAAGAUGUUGAUGUGAGCUUGCAGUCAUUCAGUGAUCUGCUGCAACAUGGAAAGAAGCGGGCCAGAGGGCAUUGACUUUGUAUAAGGCGACAUGGAUCCCUUAGUCAAAUAUUUAGGCAUAUAAUUCUGGUAUUUUCUAGACAUGAAUUCAUUACAAAUUUUGUAUAUUCUGCAUCCUAGUAAGAAAAACUUUUUUUUUUUAUCUCAGCAGUUUACUUUCUGCAAUUUUAGUUCUUUCCAUAAAUUUUACUUGUCAAACAAACCUUUGUUCUACAAAUACUAUGCAAUAAUUAUUAGUUUAAA